UACAACGCUAAGUAACGGUCGCCUUAAGACAUAAACGAAAAGAAAAUUAAAAACGUGUCUAAUUUUUUUAUCUUCUUCUUCUUCUUCUACAGGUCAUCACGUCAUUUAUACCAUACCUGUACCUUACCACUACGACGCCGGAUACGCUGGUGGUGGUGGUGGAUAUCAUGGCGGAGGUGGUGGUGGAGGUGGUGGAGGUGGCGGUAUAGGUGGAGGCGGUCAUGUUGGGGGUGGCUAUGGUGGAGGAGGAGGAUAUGGAGGUGGAGAUAUUGGCGUAGAGAUAUAUGGAGGAGGAGGAGGAGGAGUGGAAGACUAUGCUGGAGGAGGAUAUGGAGGAGAUAUAAUAAGAGGAGGAGGAGGAGGAGGAGGAGGAGGAGGAGGAGGACACAGCAGCUAUAGCAGUUACAUGUCACGGGUUGAUGAGAUAUCCAGCAAAAGAAGAAGGAGGAGGAGGAGGAGACAUACUACCCUUCCUUCUCCAGCUGACGACCUCCAACUCCUCCAGCAGACGGAGGCGCAGAAGAAGUACUUCGAGGAGGUGCGGGCUGUGGACUCAUCCCGCUGCGGCCACAGAAUGGUAUGUGAGGUGGCUGCCCGCGCCGCUAAGGGCCUCUCACUACUGCCGGAGGAAAUAUUCAUCCUGAAGGUGUUGUGGCACCAGCAGGAGCAGCAGAAGGGGCAGGGCGGCGCCAGGGAGGAGUACGAGGCAGCAACACAGACAGGUUACCGAGGGACCUCCUGCAGCGCCACCUACAGCAGCUGCCCCUACUCGGCUCGGCAACUAAUGGCAGUGGUGAACGUGAUUUCGACUCAACUGCAGGAGGAAGAGAGAAGAUAG
Molecule: messenger RNA, 838 nt
Organism: Scylla paramamosain (green mud crab)
Lineage: Eukaryota; Metazoa; Arthropoda; Malacostraca; Decapoda; Portunidae
Exons: 3
Coding region: 407-838 (143 amino acids)
Source: RefSeq, a predicted model, not a curated record